This is a messenger RNA of Capronia coronata CBS 617.96, 1500 nucleotides long. RefSeq lists its product as uncharacterized. The coding region runs from base 1 to 1500 and encodes 499 amino acids. Gene Ontology annotation, molecular function: calcium ion binding; ATP transmembrane transporter activity. NCBI's taxonomy places the organism in Eukaryota, Fungi, Ascomycota, Eurotiomycetes, Chaetothyriales, Herpotrichiellaceae. Gene Ontology annotation, biological process: transmembrane transport. The record is from RefSeq and is a predicted model, not a curated record. The transcript is spliced from 4 exons.
AUGAACGGAGAGUCCCAUGAGAACCGCGAUCAGCGGAUUCAAGAAUUAUGGCGGACUCUGGACACACGGAAUGAGGGUCAUCUCGAUCUCCAUGGCCUGAAGAAAGGUCUCCGCACCAUCGACCACCCUCUCAAGAACGCCGACGACCUCCUUCACGAUGUCGUCGAUGCUGUCGACACCUCGGGGGAUGGCCGGAUCCAGUACAAUGAGUUCCGAACGUUUGUGGAACAUGCCGAGCGGGAACUGUGGCAGCUGUUUCAAAGCAUAGAUAAAGACAACAGUGGAGGACUGGACAAGAAUGAGCUGCGGUCGGCCUUUUCCAGGGCGGGCAUCACAAUCAGCAAUGCCAAACUAGACCAGUUCUUUGAUGAGGUGGACGUCAACCAUGAUGGGCAGAUCACGUUUGACGAAUGGAGGAAUUUCCUUCUCUUUCUGCCGGCCGGUCGAUCCAGUCUUGGGGCGGUCCUCAGCUAUUAUUCUGCGACGGGAAAUGUGAAUCAAGAGGGAGAUGUCACCAUCAAUGACACGCUGAAAGGAUUCGAUUUUCUCCCGCCCCCAGGCUAUUUCAUAGCUGGCGGCUUAGCAGGCAUGAUCUCGCGGACCGCGACUGCACCGCUGGAUCGGCUCAAAGUCUACCUGAUCGCACAGACCAACCCCAAGGAAGCAGUUGUCGAAGCGGCAAAGAAGGGAGCUCCCUUCCAGGCCGUUAGGCACUUUGGCCGGCCGUUGAUCGACGCCUGCAAGGAUUUAUGGGCGGCGGGUGGUAUGCGCAGUCUGUUCGCCGGCAAUGGACUCAAUGUCAUCAAGGUCAUGCCUGAAUCAGCGAUCAAGUUUGGCGCCUACGAGGCUGCGAAGAGAGCUCUGGCCAAAUUUGAAGGUUCCGACCCAAAGCAUCUUCGACCUACUUCACAAUUCCUUGCCGGCGGGUUUGGAGGCGUCAUCUCACAGUGCCUGGUCUAUCCGCUCGACACCCUCAAAUUUCGAAUGCAAUGCGACACAGUUGCUGGCGGCCUGCAUGGAAACGCGCUCAUCUUUCAGACGGCACGCACAAUGUGGAAACAAGGAGGAUUGAAGCCUUACUACCGUGGACUUGGCAUGGGUCUUGCUGGCAUGUUCCCUUACAGUGCGAUCGAUCUGUUCAUUUUCGAAAACUGCAAGCGAUUCGUCCUAGCACGCAAGGCGAAGCUGGCCCGAUGCCAUGAAGACGACGUCGACAUGAGCAACCUUGUCACUGGAUUUAUUGGAGCGACGUCGGGAGCCAUCAGCGCCACAGCAGUGUAUCCGAUUAACCUGCUCCGCACGAGACUGCAGGCGCAAGGAACCAUUCUACAUCCACCGACCUACACCGGCAUCUGGGAUGUGGCUGUGAAGACCAUUCAAGGAGAAGGAUACAGGGGCUUGUUCAAAGGAGUCACGCCAAACCUUCUGAAAGUCGCUCCGGCCGUCAGCAUUAGUUAUGUGGUUUAUGAGAAUAGUAAGGCGUUGCUGGGACUGCCUUGA